AUUACUUUGAGAAAAUGGAAGGUAUUUUGAGUGAUCAAACUAAAUUCCAAUCUCUUGGUAGUUCCAAAGACCUCACUGUAAGAGCGGACAAACUAAUGAUCGACUCCUUCAAAAAAACUGAACCAAAUAGGAGUAUUAUCAUCAGCCACGUAUGAGUCCAUGAAACCAACGGCUACCAAUACUCCACGUCUUUAGGGUCUUCGAAAACUUCACAAACCGGGUCUUCCUCUUCUCCCUGUUUUAGAUGUGUAUAACUCUCCAUUUCACGGAAGAGCGAAGUGGUUAGUGAACAUUCUGGGACCUUUGCACAGAGAAAUCGUGCAACAUAGAAUUAGUGAUGUCUUCAACUUUAUUUCUAGAAUAUCCAAGACUGACAUGAGGGAUAAACGCAUGUUAUCCAUGAAUGUAUCAUCACUAUUCACGAAUGUACCACUUAUGGAAAUAGUAGAAAUCACCGAAAGGCAAUUGGACUUAGAAAUUCCCUUGUGUAGCCUCAAAGAAUUACUCCUUAAAUGCACAAUGAAUGUGCACUUUGUCUUCAGUAAUUCAUACUACCGACAAGUAGAUGGAAUAGGUAUGGGUGGUUCAGCAUUAGGCCCAAUACUAGCUGACUUCUUCCUCGCAAAACUUGAAAACGGGAAGUUCAAAGACAUCAUCAGGGAGUUUGAUAUGUAUUACCGUUAUGUUGCUGAUACAUUUAUCUUAGCUGAUGGGAAUGUAAACAUAGACGAAUUGUUGCUGAAAUUCAACAACGUCCACCCUUCGCUAACCUUUACUUGUGAAAAGGUGCGGAAUAUUAACUGCAUUUUCUGGAUGUCUUAGUGAGUAGGCGAGAAGAUUGGUCACUUGGGAGAAGCGUGUAUAGAAAAAGCACAUUCACAGGGCGAUACUCACACUUCCUUAAUUACAUGCCCAUUAAAUAUAAAAGAAAUGUUGUUAAAUAUCUUACGAGCAGAGAAAGAAAGAUAUGUACGAAUGACUUUUUACAAAAGGAAUUUGAAAAUAUUCACGACUCCUUGACGGAGAUGGGCUAUCCGAGUAGUUUCAUAAAGAAACAUGAAAACAUCAGAGAGAAAACCUGAGACUAUGACUGCACGUAAGAAACCUCUAUUUAUU
This is a messenger RNA of Trichobilharzia szidati, 1116 nucleotides long. The record is from the annotation of a GenBank genome assembly. NCBI's taxonomy places the organism in Eukaryota, Metazoa, Platyhelminthes, Trematoda, Strigeidida, Schistosomatidae.